AUGCUUUUUUACUUAUACAUCCUGAUGCUGCCCCUUAUGCAGCCAGUUCUGUCAAGCCCAGUGCCACUCACCACACGCUCCAGAGGGUGUCCCGCCUGUAAAGGUAAGCUCUCACAGAGUCUGCAGUCUGUAGAUUUAAAUGCCACUACUCUGGCUGUUGGAGAACCAUGUGGCGUCUACACUCCGAGCUGUGCCCACGGUCUACGUUGUGCGCCUCUCGAGGAUGAGCCAAGGCCCCUCCGUGCUCUGCUGGAAGGCAGAGGAGUGUGCAGUAAUGCCAGUGGUGCCGGUACGACUGACGGGAGUCUCACUGUAGACCCAGCACCUACUGAGGGUCCAGAUGAGCCUCCUUGUCGUAAAUUGCUAACUCUACUCAUCAAAGGCCUUGAUGCCCAUUUAUUCAAAUCAGAUCAUGAUAUCUACAUGCCCAACUGUGACAAGCAUGGAUUCUUCAGAAAGAAGCAGUGUUGGUCAGCUCGAGGUAAGCAGCGCGGCAAGUGUUGGUGUGUGGACGAGAACGGCAUGCCACUGCCUGCAGAGGCCAAACAGAAAGGCGGCCUGCGUUGUUAA
This is a messenger RNA of Monopterus albus (swamp eel), 570 nucleotides long. It is a transcript of the gene igfbp6a, whose product is annotated as insulin-like growth factor binding protein 6a. NCBI's taxonomy places the organism in Eukaryota, Metazoa, Chordata, Actinopteri, Synbranchiformes, Synbranchidae. Gene Ontology annotation, molecular function: insulin-like growth factor I binding; fibronectin binding; insulin-like growth factor II binding. The record is from RefSeq and is a predicted model, not a curated record. Gene Ontology annotation, biological process: regulation of insulin-like growth factor receptor signaling pathway. Gene Ontology annotation, cellular component: extracellular region. The transcript is spliced from 4 exons. The coding region runs from base 1 to 570 and encodes 189 amino acids.